GAAAAGCCAGCCUUUCAACCCUUCACGUUUUUCCUUUUGGUUUGGAAAAUCAUUUCUUCCCGAGUCUGUCCUACAUAAUUAAAUUUGCAAUGUGUGUGAUGAUGAAAAUGAAAUUAGAGUGAGAGGACCCACGGCUGCAAAUCGCACCACCUACUGCCAUUCUGAAGAAGAUUGACUCCACGCAUUGUGAUUGAUAGUGUGGCGCCUCUCUUCACAGAUUUUUCAUUUUAGACGCGUUUUCAGCUGUUCCUGCGCGGCAUAUAAACCCCUUCCCCCCAUUUCUCCUCUCUCUCUCUCUCUGUCUCUGUGUUCGCCAUGGAAAACGUUUGAAGCUCGGUGGAGAAAAAAAGGGUAGACAUGGGUUCUUGCGCUUCUGUUCAUAAAGUUAAGGAAUCAACCGUGGAACCCAAAUUGCCGGUGGGAUCAGAUACGGGCUAUGUGUCCCUUCAAUCUUCUGAAUCACCCACCAAGGAAAUCGGUGUCAAUGCUGAAGCGCACCCUGUUGUUGAAACAACUGUGAUCAAACCCCAAAAGGAGGCUAUUCCAAAUUUCCCACACCAAAAUAGUAAAGAGGAAAUGUUUUUUGAUUCUCAGUUCUGUUUAGAAUCUGAUUGUGAGGAUUUCUUCAGCGUCAAUGGUGAUGUUAGUCCAUCUCGUGGCACUAGUCCAGUGCGUCAAAGCAGUUCUUCAGAAACUUCCAGACUUGUUAAAUCUCUUUAUGUGGACAUAGUACCCAAUUCCGACUCUGAGCAAUCUCUAAUGGAGAAGAAGAAAAAACUAGUUGAGCUCUUUCGUGACAGUUUUAAUCGUAACCCAGUUCACAGUGACAAAAAAUCACAAAACAAGGGCAAAAUAAUUGCCAGUGGAAGGCCAGAACCCAUGGAAACCAUUUUUGACCUUCACCCAAUGUCUAUAGAUGAAAGCCCUCGUACGUCUGCAGCGACCUCCAUUUGCAGCACUGAAAGAACUCUAAUUCAAGGUAUUAAGCCCAAGAAAGAGAGAGUGUCCCAGUCUUCAUAUUCCUGCUUCUCAAAUGCAGUUCGUGGCCUGAAGCCUCGUGAGAGAAAGAAAAGGCUGAGCUUAGCCGAAAGCGGUGAAGGGUAGUAAGCUGAUAUUGCCAUCUAUCAUCCUCUCUGAAGUUCUACAUAUGAAGAGAGUUAUUCAUGAUGCAGCUGCCCUCUAGCCUAUAGAAUAUUGUCAAAGGCCUCUGAAAUGCAGAAGGAUGCAUGGAAUACUUCUAGCAAAGUUUGUAAAGAGAGUUCUGUUUGCAUUUUUCUUGCUGCCAGUCCAAUUGAAGACAUUGUUUCUUCUUCUUCUUCUUCUUCUUCUUCUGCUUUCUUUUCUUUCUCAUUCUUGAUAUAAAUGUAUGCAUAGAAAGAUACCAAAUGAAAAGAUGGUUAAUCAUGUUUUCAAAAUUGAGUACAAGCAAUGGUAUAAACUACCAGCCAUUGCCUUUACUGACUUUUGAAUUGCAUAUUGUUCAAAAUUUGAUAAAAUUCAAUAUAACUUUGUAUUGAGUGUUGUUUAAA
This is a messenger RNA of Malania oleifera, 1529 nucleotides long. RefSeq lists its product as uncharacterized. The transcript is spliced from 4 exons. Lineage: Eukaryota; Viridiplantae; Streptophyta; Magnoliopsida; Santalales; Ximeniaceae. Bases 358 to 1104 code for a protein of 248 amino acids. The record is from RefSeq and is a predicted model, not a curated record.